This is a messenger RNA of Anopheles stephensi (Asian malaria mosquito), 669 nucleotides long. RefSeq names its product glutathione S-transferase 1-like. Lineage: Eukaryota; Metazoa; Arthropoda; Insecta; Diptera; Culicidae. Gene Ontology annotation, biological process: glutathione metabolic process. The record is from RefSeq and is a predicted model, not a curated record. The transcript has 3 exons. Gene Ontology annotation, molecular function: glutathione transferase activity. The coding region runs from base 1 to 669 and encodes 222 amino acids.
AUGCCUAAACCAGUGCUGUACACCGUCGGUCUUAGCCCACCGUGUCGAGCAGUGGAACUAACGGCCAAGGCACUUGGAUUGGACUUGGAGCGUAGAACCGUAGAUCUGCUGGCUGGAGAUAAUCUGAAGCCGGAAUUCUUGAAGCUCAACCCGAAGCAUACGAUUCCGGUGCUGGACGAUGAUGGGACAAUCAUCGGCGAAAGUCACGCCAUCAUGAUUUAUCUGGUGCGAAAGUACGGCAAGACGGAUGCGCUCUAUCCGUCCGAUAUCGUCCAGCAAGCGCGCGUCCACGAGGCACUCCAUUUCGAGUCCGGUGUACUGUUUGCGCGACUUCGUUUCAUUACGGAACUCGUGUUCUUCGCACGCAAACCGGAGAUCCCUGACGAUCGCAUCGAGUACGUCCGGAAAGCGUAUCGUCUGCUGGAGGAUUCUUUGUGCGAUGAGUUUGUUGCCGGUCGUGGGAUGACCAUCGCCGACUUUAGCUGCAUUUCGACGGUCGCCUCUACGGUGGGUUUUAUUCCGCUGGAUAAAUCGGAGUUCCCGCGGACCAUCGCUUGGAUGGAACGGAUGAAGAAGCAGUUGCCGUUCUACGAGGAAGCUAACGGGGCCGGCGCUACCGCGCUGGGACAGUUUGUGCUGAAGCAGUUGGCCGAUAAUGCGAAGCUAUAA